Molecule: messenger RNA, 783 nt
Organism: Geodia barretti
Lineage: Eukaryota; Metazoa; Porifera; Demospongiae; Tetractinellida; Geodiidae
Source: the annotation of a GenBank genome assembly
AUGUCUGAACCAGGCGGCAACGCAGUCCGGCUAGGAUACCAGAUAUCUACCUGGCACACGGAGCAGCCCCGGCACGCAGCCUCGCCUCAACAUAAGGUCAUUCUGCUGGGAACGGCGGGCGUCGGAAAGACCGCAUUCUUUCUAAGAGUACGCGACGGAGUGUUCUCGCCGACCAGGGCGUCCUGCUGUGCCGUGGACUAUUACGUCAAGGACGUGCCAGUCCCCAGCAGUAGCUCCAGCGACGAGGAUACCUCCAUCAAGGUAGGCCAAUCACAACUGACAUUCUCUAGCGCAAGGCUGUUUCCAAACACGCAGAUGGUGCUGUACGACACCGCCGGUGGAGAGAGAUUCCGGAGCCUCACGUCCAACUUUUAUAGAAACGCACACGCUGCGGUGCUCAUGUUCAGCGUGGACGACGCGGUGUCGUUCUACAAGAUGGAACUGGAGGUGCAGAACGCGCAGUCGUUCGUGGGACGUGACUUUGUAUGGGUGGUGGUGGGGAGCAAGAGUGAUUUGAAGAGGGACCCUUACAUCACGGAGCAGAGGGUGGAGGUGUUCUGUGCAGGACUAGGCUCCAGGCUGUGGCUCUACGUGUCGGCCAAGACUGGGGAGAACGUGGACGAGGUUCUAGAGGUCGUGGCGAGAGAGCUACACCGGAGAUACCACUCUAAUAUCUGUCUGUCCAAAGGAUACAGUGACACUGUACGACUGCUGUCAAUAGAGGGUGAGAGGAGGGAGAGAGAAAAGACAUGCAGAACUCGAUUAGAGAAUUGCAGAACUUGA